UCACGUCGCCGCGGUCGAUGGCACAACUAUGCGGAGGACCAGCCACGCUCAUGCGGACGUGAGAGCGACUUCGCACGGCGUCUUUCCCGCGGGGAGGCGGCACUCCGCAGCUCCAAGACAAACUUUUUUUAUUGAUAAACGUUAAUAGUUUUAUUUUUUAAAAAGGCCGAAAAUGGCGGCGCCGUUCUCCAUCCAGGCCAUCCUGGACAAGAAGGACCGCGCCAGACCGCCUCUGCGCGACCUGGACGUCUGCUUCUCCAAGACCACUUGCUGGAGCAUAUUCGGCGCCGACUCCCGGAGAGGGGGCGGCGGCCUGGACGCGGACUCUCCGCCCGGGAAGAGCUACGACUCGGACUCCGGCCUGAGCGAGGACAACGACGCCAAAGCCCGCCCGGAGAAGGACGCCGGGGCCGCGGAGACCGACCAGGAGUCCGCGGCCGUGGAGCACAUCAAGAGCGACUGCGAGGCCAACAAUGCUGCAGAUUCGAGCACCCAGGAGGAGAAGAGCGGCGAGCAGCCCAAGCAGAGGAAGAAACGUUCCCGGGCGGCCUUCUCGCACGCCCAGGUCUUCGAGCUGGAGCGCCGCUUCAACCACCAGCGCUACUUGUCCGGGCCGGAGCGAGCCGACCUGGCCGCCUCCCUGAAGCUGACAGAGACUCAGGUGAAGAUCUGGUUCCAGAACCGCCGCUACAAGACCAAGCGCCGGCAGAUGGCGGCCGACCUGAUGGCAUCCACGCCGGCCGCCAAGAAGGUGGCGGUGAAGGUGCUGGUGCGGGACGACCAGAGACAGUACGGCCCGGGGGAGGUGCUGCGGCCCCCGCUGCUCUCCCUGCAGCCCUCCUACUACUACCCCUACGCCUACUGCCUGCCCGCCUGGACGCUGGCGUGUGCGGCCAACCAGUGACCACACCGGGGACUCUAUUUAUUGCAACACUCCCAAGCCGGGAAGUCACCUUUGAACCAAAGAAGAAGUCAAUCAAGGAGCCCUGAGGCUGAUUGGACACUUAAUUGUGGCCCCUCCUCCUUUCUCAUCACAUCCUACCUCUGCAGUGAUCUGGACUUUAUUGUUGCAGGCGUUAUUGUUGUGAUCACUCUCUCUCUCUCUCUCUCUCUCUCUCUCUCUCUCUCUCUCUCUCUCUCUCUCUCUCUCUCUCUCUCUCUCUCUCUCUCUCUGUUGUGCAGUCAAGGUAGGCUCUUGGACCGCAUGAAACACUCAACUUGUGGUGUUGUGGGCAAGGAGUGUGCCUCUUUAAAAGUGUGUGUGUGUGAUUGUUUUGUGUGUGUGUGUGUUU
Molecule: messenger RNA, 1292 nt
Organism: Nerophis lumbriciformis (worm pipefish)
Lineage: Eukaryota; Metazoa; Chordata; Actinopteri; Syngnathiformes; Syngnathidae
Gene: nkx3-2
Product: NK3 homeobox 2
Biological process (GO): cell differentiation; regulation of transcription by RNA polymerase II
Cellular component (GO): nucleus
Molecular function (GO): DNA-binding transcription factor activity, RNA polymerase II-specific; RNA polymerase II cis-regulatory region sequence-specific DNA binding
Source: RefSeq, a predicted model, not a curated record